Molecule: messenger RNA, 1746 nt
Organism: Linum trigynum
Lineage: Eukaryota; Viridiplantae; Streptophyta; Magnoliopsida; Malpighiales; Linaceae
Source: the annotation of a GenBank genome assembly
CGAAGCAUGUUGUAGUUCGUUUUCAAAUCGGCAGCUACGAAGACGAGGUAAAUUGUGACGUUGUGCCAAUGAAUUGCAUUCAUAUGAUGCUGGGAAGACCCUGGCAAUUUGAUCGACAAGUUUCUCAUGAUUGUCGGAGCAAUAAAUUCAAAUUUAGGCAUCACGAUAGGAAGGUAAUUCUGAAACCUCUUUCGCCGGAUGAAGUUUAUGGUGAUUUGAAGCAGAUGGAGGAAAAUAGGAAUGAGGGAAAGAGCGUAGGAGCUCAAUUAUGUGACAGAGACGUGUUGGAUUUAAUUUCAUGUGCUUUCGAAAGCUUCCACAGGUUGUCUCAGACUUGGACCCCAUUCCCUGUCCAAACUUCUGUUUUGCGACGGGAAAACAGAGUUCGAACUCUGUUAGAUUUGCCGGCGAUGAGGAGAGGAAACCAGAGCACGACCAGGCUCAAGAUGAGUACCUCGAGGUUGGGGAAAGUUCAGAGAAGAGAGGAGAGGGUCGGAAUCAGACUGAGGAUAUACGAAUCAUCCUGGUGACGCGGGCAGUAGAGCGUUCCAAUUCUCCGGCGAAACAUGGCAGGAGAGAGGGUCGAAUGGGUGGGACUCUGGAGAGAAAUCCGACGACCACCAUGGAGACCGACACGUUCCAUUGCGCCUCAAGAAUCUCUCACCUCGAUCACAUGGAAACGAAUCCUUGUAUUUUUCAGAAUCAAAAUCGAGCAGAGUGCGCUCUGAAUAUGCUCAAACCCGAGCACAGUGCUAGUGAAUUGGUCGGGAAGAUUGGAUAGGAGUGGAAACUCACCGAUGGUGCGGGUGUGUUACCCACGAACCCAGGAACAUCAAAAGAUACUUCAAUAGAGGCAAAGCAACCUGAAAUUGAAGAAUUCGAUCGCGUAAGGAUGCCUCUGUUCGUGGACAAGAACGGCAACAAGGACCCUCUAUUGGGUAAAGCAAACCAGCUCGAUUUGAGCAAAUUCAGCCCGUCAAAACCAUUCAUGGAGGUCCAAGGAACGUGUAGUAUCCAUCAAUUCGACGCGAAGAGGAUCGAACAAUAAUCGACCAAUUUCCAAUUGGAAAUUCUGGGUUCAAAAUUUUUGAAAACUGGCGACGGCGGGAAAGGAAGUAUGGCUGAAUCGGAGGUGAUGACGAUGAUUCGAGGUUGGGAGGGGGUUCGAAAAUUCAAUUGGGGGCCUGGAGAAGAUCCUGGCGUCAACGAAUUUCACUGGAAAUCCUUGACACCAAAAGCACCAAUUUGUUCGAGCUAGUUGACGUGUAAAGAGGAAGUUCAACGACGUGGUGGCUGUUCCGAUCCCAUUCAGGAAAAAUUGGACGUCAAUGCUAGUAUAUUUCAACCCCAGAAAGCAUUUACAACAACCCUGCAAGCUUCAAAGUUCGUAGAACAGAUCGAAGUUUGAAUUGAAGAUGUUGAAAUUCUGCCGAAGAUUGUGUUCGAGUAGCCCUCUUUCGAUCCAAUUUGGGAUCCAUUCUGUGUAUUGUUUGAGCAAAGAAAGGCCAAAGUGUUGAGGGCAACAAUAUUUCAAGAGGGAGGGCCUGCUAUGAUCCCAAAAGGCAAACCAUACACGUUUAAAUUACUUGACGAAGAAGCCAACGAAGUUGGGAAGAAGAAGGGCAUAAUUUGGCUAAGUCAAAAUCUAUGUUCAGGGUACAUACUUUGGAGGUAUGGUUCUCUCAAUUGACUAGUUUCAAAUUCAAUUUUAAGGGUUUGUUUUGCAGAUAAAGUUUCUAUCUUUAC